CCGCCAUGGCCGAAGCUGAUAUUGCACUGAUUGGGUUGGCUGUCAUGGGCCAGAACUUAAUUUUGAAUAUGAAUGACCACGGCUUUGUGGUCUGUGCUUUUAACAGAACUGUCUCCAAAGUUGAUGAUUUCUUGGCCAACGAGGCAAAGGGAACCAAAGUGAUUGGUGCUCACUCCUUGAAGGAGAUGGUCUCCAAGCUGAAGAAGCCACGGAGGAUCAUACUUCUCGUAAAGGCUGGUCAAGCUGUUGAUGAUUUCAUUGAAAAACUGGUACCAUUGUUGGAUGCUGGUGACAUCAUCAUUGAUGGAGGAAAUUCUGAGUACAGAGAUACCACAAGACGAUGUGGAGACCUCAAGGCCAAGGGAAUUUUGUUUGUGGGGAGCGGAGUUAGUGGUGGAGAAGAUGGGGCCAGGUAUGGCCCGUCACUCAUGCCAGGAGGGAACAAAGAAGCUUGGCCCCACAUCAAGAAAAUCUUCCAAGGCAUUGCUGCAAAAGUAGGAACUGGAGAACCCUGCUGUGACUGGGUGGGAGAGGAGGGAGCAGGACACUUUGUGAAGAUGGUGCACAACGGGAUCGAGUAUGGCGAUAUGCAGCUCAUCUGUGAGGCUUACCACUUGAUGAAGGACAUCCUGGGCAUGGAUCAUAACGAGAUGGCAAAGGCAUUUGAGGAAUGGAAUAAGACAGAGCUAGACUCAUUCCUAAUUGAAAUCACAGCCAACAUCCUCAAGUUCCAAGAUACUGAUGGCAAACACCUGCUACCAAAGAUCAGGGACAGUGCGGGGCAGAAGGGCACUGGGAAGUGGACAGCUAUCUCAGCCCUGGAGUAUGGCGUUCCUGUCACCCUCAUCGGAGAAGCUGUCUUUGCUCGAUGCUUGUCAUCACUGAAAGGUGAGAGGGUUGAAGCUAGCAAAAAGCUGAAGGGUCCCCAGAAGAUCCAGUUCGAGGGAGACAAGAAAUCAUUCCUGGAGGACAUUCGGAAGGCCCUCUAUGCUUCCAAGAUCAUCUCUUAUGCUCAAGGCUUCAUGCUGCUACGACAGGCAGCCACUGAAUUUGGCUGGACCCUCAACUAUGGUGGCAUUGCUCUGAUGUGGAGGGGGGGCUGCAUCAUCAGAAGUGUAUUCCUAGGGAAGAUAAAGGAUGCAUUUGACCGAAACCCAGAACUUCAGAAUCUGCUGCUAGAUGACUUCUUUAAGUCUGCUGUGGAAAACUGCCAGGACUCCUGGCGGCGGGUCAUCAGUACAGGUGUCCAGAUCGGCAUCCCCAUGCCCUGCUUCACCACUGCACUUUCCUUCUACGACGGGUACAGACAUGAGAUGCUGCCAGCCAACCUAAUUCAGGCUCAGCGAGAUUACUUUGGGGCUCACACCUAUGAGCUCCUAGCCAAACCGGGGCACUUCAUCCACACUAACUGGACAGGCCAUGGUGGCAGUGUGUCAUCCUCUUCCUACAAUGCCUAACCAGACUGUUUCUGUUAUCUCCACAGUUCCAUAAACCAAGACAUUCCA
This is a messenger RNA of Orycteropus afer afer, 1505 nucleotides long. RefSeq names its product phosphogluconate dehydrogenase (gene PGD). Gene Ontology annotation, molecular function: NADP binding; phosphogluconate dehydrogenase (decarboxylating) activity. Gene Ontology annotation, biological process: pentose-phosphate shunt, oxidative branch; pentose-phosphate shunt. Gene Ontology annotation, cellular component: cytosol. NCBI's taxonomy places the organism in Eukaryota, Metazoa, Chordata, Mammalia, Tubulidentata, Orycteropodidae. The record is from RefSeq and is a predicted model, not a curated record.